AUGACCACAAACACAAGGGUUAUUGCGGAUGCCAGCCCGGUAGGACUUGGCGCUGUUUUAGUUCAGGAGGUGAAUGGGCAGAGCAGCACUGUGUGCUAUGCAGGAGUCUUAGUGAUGUAGAGUGGAGGUAUAGUUAAACAGAAAAAAAAGCUUUAGCUCUGGUAUGAACAUGUGAAAGGUUUAAUUUGUACCUGAAUGGCUUGCCUGGGUUUCACCUAGUGACUGACCACCAAGCCCUGAAGACCAUAUUUGGCCCAGGAUCGAAGCCAUCAGCACGUAUUAAACACUGGGUAUUGCGAUUACAGUCUUUUAACUACAGAGUGUGCUUUGUCUCAUCAAGGAACAACAUUGCUGAUGCACUGUCUCGUUUAACAAAAAUCCCAGCAUCACAGGGGUAUAUUCAAGAUGAAGAAUAUGUAAGGGAAGUCACUCUCCUACCAGUGGCCUUGAGAAUUGAGGAAACAGAGGAAGCCUCCACACAAGAUGAAGACCUAAGAGUUGUUCAUGCACAUUUGCAGAGUGGUGACUAGAGCAAAGUGCCUAAGGAUUUUGCAGUGGUACGAAAUGAACUAACUUACCUUGGCCAGGUAGUAUUACGAAGAACAAGAAUUGUAAUCCCAGAAAAACUUCGGAAGAGUUCUUGAUUUAGCCCAUGAGGGGCAUCAGGGCAUUGUGAAGACUAAAGAACACUUAAGGUCCACAGUAUGGUGGCCUGGGAUCGAUCGACACGCCAAAAAGCAACAUAGAGAGUGUUUUGGCUGUCAGCUAGUCAACAAACAUGUCCUACCCCCACUAAUUAAGCCCACAAGGUUACCUGACAGAGCAUGGCAAGAGAUAGCCCUGGACCUGCCAGGACCACUGCCUGGGGGAGAGUAUUUGCUGGUAGUGGUAGACUACUUCUCCAAAUGGCAAGGCAAGGGAUCCCUUGGAGAAGGAGGAACCCACCGAAAUGGAUGUCGUAUGGCUAAACAUCAUCAUUGAACUUUUUAGAGAAAUCUACUCUCCAGGAACUUCACGGGAAAAUCGCAGCAGUCAUCGAAGAACCGAAGGCCCUCAAACAGGAAAUUUUUGA
This is a messenger RNA of Porites lobata, 1072 nucleotides long. The record is from the annotation of a GenBank genome assembly. NCBI's taxonomy places the organism in Eukaryota, Metazoa, Cnidaria, Anthozoa, Scleractinia, Poritidae.